AUGGGCUCCGCAGAAGCAGCAUUUCGGAAAUGCUGGAAAUGCUGGAUGAACCAGGCAAAAGACAAACCGCUAAUAUCUCCCGACUCGUCUGAUGAGGACAAUAUCGCGUAUCCGACCAAGGUGGAACUGGAGACUCUUCCCCGCGUGGCCGACAAAAUCCCCUGGCGCGUCUACACGGUCGCCUUUGUGGAACUGUGCGAACGGUUCUCGUACUACGGCACGCAGAUCCUGUUCCAGAAUUUCGUCCAGCGAAGACUGCUCACCCCGACCGGGCGAGCCCCCAACCCAGGCGGAGAUACAGACAACAACCCCGGUGCGCUGGGUCAGGGCCAGCAGAUGGCUACUGGGCUGGGUACUUUCUUCUCCUUUUGGUGUUACGUGACGCCUCUGCUGGGAGCAUGGUUGGCGGACACCUAUCUUGGAAGAUACAAGAUGAUCAUAAUGGCGAUUGGCAUCGCCGUCAUCGGCCACGUUCUUCUCACCAUCAGUGCCUUGCCUUCUGUGCUAGCACACACCGACACGGCCCUCGUUGCUUUCAUUAUCGCCCUCGUCGUCUUCGGCCUCGGGACAGGAGGCUUCAAACCGAACAUUUCACCUCUGAUUGCCGAGCAGAUUGUGUCGGAGAAGCUGCGCGUUUCGAUCGACGCUAAGAGCGGAGAGCGCGUGAUUAUCGAUCCCGCUCAGACGUCGGCCAGGAUAUACAACUGGUUCUACCUGUUCAUCAACAUUGGCGCCCUGAUAGGCCAGAUUUCCAUGUCCUACGCGGCGUUGUAUGUCGGGUACUAUCUGGCAUUUUUGCUACCCACGCUGAUGUUCCUGCUCUGCCCCGUCAUCCUCGUCCUCAACAAGAAGAAUUACCGCCUCACCCCGCCGCAGGGCUCCGUGCUGGGCCCCACCGUCAAGACACUCCUCUACGCCCUCCGGCCAUAUUGGUCCUGGAACCCUUUUAGAGUAAUCCGCAAUGUCCGCAAGACAACCACGUUCUGGACCGCUUUAGAGCCAUCCCGGAUCCCACCCCACAAGCGGCCCUCAUGGAUGACAUUCGACGACGCGUGGGUUUCCGAGUUGCGUCGCGGCGUGAAAGCGUGCUCCGUCCUGCUCUGGUUUCCUCUCUACUGGCUCACUUACAAUCAGAUGAAUAAUAAUCUGACAUCGCAAGCGGACACAAUGAGGCACGCCGGUGUUCCUCCGGAGAUUGUCUCGAACCUGGACCCGCUGACCCUGAUCAUUCUGAUUCCCAUCUGCGACCUGGUCAUCUACCCGGCGCUCACCAAACGGUGGGGCGUGAAACUGACACCGAUAAAGAAAAUCACGCUGGGAUUCUGGUUCGGCGCCGCGGCCAUGGCGUACGCGGCGGUUUUGCAACAUUACAUCUACACGCACAACGAGUGCGGAUAUUAUCCCUCUGAAGGCCAACAAGACCUAAUUGAGGGAACCGACAGCGUUGUUGGCGGCGGCGGCACAAGAGACUGCCCCCCAGCGACCAUCUCCAUCAUCUACCAAGCCCCGAUCUACCUCCUCGUCGCGAUAAGCGAGAUCCUCGCCAGCAUCACGUCGAUCGAGUACGCCUUCACAAAGGCGCCCCGGAACAUGCGCUCCAUGGUGCAGGCGUUUUCGCUGUGCAUGUCCGCCGUGGCGAACCUCAUCGGCGAGUCCUUCCUGUGGCUCGCCCGCGACCCGUACCUGGUGUGGAAUUUCGGGGUCAUGGGCGCCGUGGCGUUCGUCGCCGGCGGGAUGUUCUGGUGGUUCAAUAGAGAGUUGGAUCAGGAGGAGGACGCGAUGAAUCAGUUGCCCCAAGGCAGGAUGCGGGACGGAAUAAAUGGGGGUAGAAGGGAAGGAGAUGAGGGAGCAGAGGUAGAGGAUGGACAAGUGUCCAAGCGUGAGACUGGGAGUGCUGCCUCAGGUUCUGGUUCUGGUCGUGGCAUGGAUACGAGCUGGAGUGAUCUGGCUGAUGCCGACAACGGAUCCCACGAGAGUCUGCUGGGCGGCAAGGCUCCGUGA
Fonsecaea multimorphosa CBS 102226 is the source of this 2001-nucleotide messenger RNA. RefSeq lists its product as uncharacterized. Gene Ontology annotation, cellular component: membrane. Gene Ontology annotation, molecular function: dipeptide transmembrane transporter activity. The record is from RefSeq and is a predicted model, not a curated record. The transcript is spliced from 3 exons. Gene Ontology annotation, biological process: oligopeptide transport; transmembrane transport. Bases 1 to 2001 code for a protein of 666 amino acids. NCBI's taxonomy places the organism in Eukaryota, Fungi, Ascomycota, Eurotiomycetes, Chaetothyriales, Herpotrichiellaceae.